AUGUUCAGAAUCAGAAGAAAAACACAGAACAUUGAGGAACAACAGCCACAGCAACAAGAUCAUCAUAAGCCAAGGCUCAGCAAUGAGUUAAGGCAUUUUAUUUUUCAAGAAAUGUUGUCACUAAAAGUUAGUGACUCACUUCCUCAUGGCACAUUUAAAAGGAUUGCUCAAAAAUACGGAUAUCAUCAUAGAACCAUAAGAAAUAUAUGGAAACAAGCAAUUCAAACCAAAGAAGCAAACAAGCCAUACGUUGUAGAAUCGAAAUACAAAAACUGUGGAAGAAAAAGAGUGGUGGUACCACCAAACAUACUUGAGACUAAACCAAUGGGCUAUCGUACGUGCAUUAGAGAUUUGGCAACAUGUUUAGACUUGGCAUCGUCAACGGUUUGGAGGUUGAUAAAAAGAGGCGAGAUAAAUCCAUUACACCCCGUUUUAACCGACGCCAGCAAAAUAAGAAAGGUGGAGUGGAUUUUGGGCCUUAUCCAAGAUGACACCAUUCAAAGACAUCCAAUUUACAAAGCCAUGUACGAUUUUAUUCACAUAGACGAGAAGUGGUUCUAUUUAACCAAAAAAACGCAAAGAGUCUAUCUAGCACACAAAGAAAAGAUCCUGUAUAGGGCAGCGAAGUCAUCAAAAUUUAUACCUAAGGCUAUGUUCUUAGGGGCAGUUGCAAAGACUAGAUGGAAUCGAUAUGGCCAACAUACAUUUGAUGGGAAAAUUAGAAUUUUCCCUUCCAUAAAUAGGGUGGCAGCACAAAGAGACUUAAAAAAUCGACCAAGGGGUUCAAUAGAGAUUAAACCAACCGAGUCAGUUACUCAAGAGGUGUAUAUGAGUAUGCUUAUACAACAACUCAUUCCAGCUAUACUAAGAAAGUGGCCAAGUGAUGGUCCUUCCAUAAUUUUUAUUCAACAAGAUAAUGCAAGGGUUCAUAUCACAAAUGAUGAUCCGAUUUGCCAACAACACAAUAGGUAA
Amaranthus tricolor (Joseph's coat) is the source of this 972-nucleotide messenger RNA. RefSeq lists its product as uncharacterized. The record is from RefSeq and is a predicted model, not a curated record. Bases 1 to 972 code for a protein of 323 amino acids. The transcript has a single exon. NCBI's taxonomy places the organism in Eukaryota, Viridiplantae, Streptophyta, Magnoliopsida, Caryophyllales, Amaranthaceae. Gene Ontology annotation, molecular function: nucleic acid binding.